Messenger RNA from Coturnix japonica (Japanese quail), 809 nucleotides. RefSeq names its product general transcription factor IIA subunit 2 (gene GTF2A2). NCBI's taxonomy places the organism in Eukaryota, Metazoa, Chordata, Aves, Galliformes, Phasianidae. Gene Ontology annotation, biological process: transcription initiation at RNA polymerase II promoter. The record is from RefSeq and is a predicted model, not a curated record. Gene Ontology annotation, cellular component: transcription factor TFIIA complex.
AUGGCUGCUGUAGGGCGGGGUCUGGUUCGCAUUUCCUCUUCCGUGCUGGGGGUCAGCGCAGCUUCUUCCGGCCGCUCGGAGCGGACUUGUUUUUCUAGCUUAUUAAUGAGAGCAAGGAUACAGCAGGCGUCCCGAGCCGUGGAUGGUCAGUAAGGCGGCCAGAGCCCCGCAGGAACCAUGGCCUAUCAGCUGUACCGGAACACCACGCUGGGCAACAGCCUGCAGGAGAGCCUGGACGAGCUCAUCCAGUCACAGCAGAUCACUCCUCAGCUGGCCCUUCAGGUGCUCCUUCAGUUUGAUAAAGCUAUAAAUUCAGCACUGGCACAACGAGUCAGGAACAGAGUCAAUUUCAGGGGAUCUCUGAAUACGUACAGGUUCUGUGACAACGUAUGGACAUUUGUACUGAAUGAUGUUGAAUUUAGGGAAGUCAGUGACCUUAUGAAAGUGGAUAAAAGGAAAAUUGCAGGCUGUGAUGGAAAAAACACUGGUUCCAAUGCUGCAGAAUGAAUAGAACUGUGGUUUUCCUGCAAUAUUUUCUGUUAAUACGCAGCACUUUCUGGAGAGAAGCAUGGAAAGGGACUGUGUUUGUACUUGCAUUACUUGCAUCUUGUGAUGCAGAUGUAAGUUAAUCCGUACUAAGAAAGCAUCACAGGGAAACAGUGGAAGAAAUACCUGUAGCAUUUCUUCGGUUCACCAUAUGGGGCAUGAAGAACACAACGUUACUUCUUUUUUAAAAAGUUGCAAUGAUACUGUUGCCUUUUUUGUUCAAAAUAAUUUCUCUAAUAAACUUUUAUUUAAAAACUUCUGAA